GUAGAAAGGACACGCCUAAUGGAAGCGCCCUAUAUUUGUUAAAUGCUGUGUUACCUUGACAUUGUACUAACCUGGAGUAUUUUUUUCCGGCUUGUAACUCUGACGACACGGUUUCAUGAAAUAAAACGCGUUUAUAUAAGGGAGUGGCGGUCAUUACUGGUGAGCGGAACAAGGAUAUGGUGCACAGAAUCGCAACUCGAAGAUCAGCGCUCAAAGCAGCGAGUUUCAACAAAGUAAUUGUUGCUUUCACAAAUCCAUUAGCGGCAGGAUGGGGAAAAUAAAGACAUUAUCAUUAUUAUUUAUAGUUGCCACUGCUCUGGGAUCUAUAUUGUUGAUUCAGCAAAAAACCAAUAAAACUUCCUCGCAACCAGAACCUGCGGUUAUGUGCCAUGUUAUUUCACUGAAAGAAACCAUCACCCCAGUCCUGGGCACCAAACACUUUGUAGUAGCGGCCUACGCUGACAACAGAGACGGGAGGAGAAGGACACGUAUUAUUGGGAUCAUUAACAGAAACAGCGCAGAUAAACUGCAAUGUGUUUUCUGCUGUAGGAACAGAACUUUCUUCUAUACCACGGCAGAAGUCCAACAGCACAGUGACCACUUUGGGUUCCCAUACGUGACGACAGACUUGCUUUGUGAAACAGCUCCCGAGUGUAAAUCUUCACACGUGAUGGUUCAUGGACCCAGCCCGUCAGUGGAUAACGCGGCCCGUUUUCUAUCCAUUCAAAACACGCACCAACAAGAGGAACAAUUCCCUUACGAGUUUACUGUCUGCAUCUCCAAUCUGUUUGGGACUUAUAACAAUGUCCUGCAGUUCAUCCAGACCCUAGAAGUGUACAAGAUACUGGGGAUACAAAAGGUUAUGAUCUACAGGACCAACUGCAGCCAAACUUUAGACAAGGUUCUGAGCUACUACAAAGAGGAAGGGCUUGUGGAAAUAAUCCCCUGGCCAAUAACUACGGUCCUCAAUCCGUCCCAUGGGUGGAAUUACGCAGAGCACAAAGGAGAACUCCAUUACUACGGGCAGCUGACAACUCUGAACGACUGUAUCUACAGAAACAUGUACACAUCAAAGUACGUGCUCCUUAACGAUAUAGACGAAAUCAUAGCUCCCUACAAGCACAGAGACUUGCACCAGCUAAUGGAACAUCUCAGCUCGCAAAAUCCCAAAGCGGGCGUCUUUCUCAUCGAGAAUCAUAUCUACCCGAAAAACGUCUUCGACGAAAGCGGCCGGUUCAGCCACCAAGCGGAGUGGAAAAACGUGCCGGGGAUCAAUAUCUUCGAACACGUUCACCGGGAGCCCGACCGGAAAGAGGUUUACAACCCGACGAAAAUGAUUGUUAAUCCCAGGACGGUGGAGCAGACGUCGGUUCAUUCUGUUUUAAAACAUUACGGAGAGAUUUACCGAGUGCCUCCGGACGUUUCGAAGAUCGUCCACGUCCGAGUGCCAUUACAGGGUCAGCUAUCAAAAGAAGCCCUGAUCAGAGAUACCAAGCUGUGGGAAUACGCGGACCAGGUGGUGAAAAAUACCAACGAGGUCAUAAAACAGGUAAUAGAAAGCAAACCAGAGACAGCGGGUCCUUAACCGCCAGCAAUCCUGUACAUAACCCUUCAAACACAGCUCCAAACCAAGCCACUGGAAAAUAU
This is a messenger RNA of Polyodon spathula (Mississippi paddlefish), 1647 nucleotides long. Its product is annotated as beta-1,4-galactosyltransferase galt-1-like. The record is from RefSeq and is a predicted model, not a curated record. NCBI's taxonomy places the organism in Eukaryota, Metazoa, Chordata, Actinopteri, Acipenseriformes, Polyodontidae. The transcript is spliced from 2 exons. The coding region runs from base 269 to 1585 and encodes 438 amino acids.